AUGUGGGAUAAAUCUGUCAACAUUAAUAAUGCUAGUACCACUGGUGGUGGGACUGUUGGCUUGACGUCAGGAAGGCAAUUUGUUGUAAAAUUUCACGAGAGGAUUUUAAAAUCUUUGAAGAGAAUUUCUGAUUCCGAUAAAAUUAGUGAUAAGGUUGCCUGUCUAAAAGCCUCUCUAAAUAUAGAAACAUUAACAAUAACAGUUGAUAGUGUGGAACCCAGUAACAUCAACAACAACUGCAUCAAUAACAACAGCAACAACACUCAUUACAUUAAUUACCUUCUUUCUUCUAAUGCUAGUUGUUUAGGGGAGUUCUUCAUCCCAUGCCAGAUCGAACCAUGUUCUGAACAAUCUCACAAUGAUGAGUACCUGAAUUCAAUGAUGAUGCUGUUCAACGACAACGCUAACAAUAUUAGUAAUGCUCUAAAAAAUUAUCUUAAAAGCAGUAAUAAUAAUAAUAACAAUAAUAAUAAUGCAUGCACCAUGCAUGCUGAAUUAAUUCAUCCUGAUAACUCGUUUAAUCUCACUCCAAUAAAUCCUAUCGAAUUUUUUCCAACUGCUUUGCUAAAAAGUUUCAUGGGGCCGCAAAACGUGGGGGCAGUUAGGCGCGAAUCGAAAUCUGGCUUUUUGGUACUUGACGACAAGCAGAGACUGAAUCUGCUGUUAUCGUUAGACAACGUCAUGAUCAAUAGUAAGAGUCCUCUGGCUGGAAUUUGGAUAAACGGAGUUGAUACGUAUGACGACCCAUAUGUCUGGGCCUGUCUCUUUAGAUAUGUCUACAUUGUUAAUUGUCCUAAGGCUUCUGACGGCAACAACUCCAACGUUAAAAACAUCAGCGGCCUCAGUAACAGCAACAGAAACUUCCUUGUCGUUUUCUUCCCCCCACUACAAAACAACCCCGAGUUCUGUCGGUGCAGUUAUAGUAAUGAUCACCCUAAUUUUACACUAAUUGCAGGCCAGGAGACAGUAACAAUUGACUAUCUGACGACAGGCAAGGAUCAUACAAUGAAACUGAGUAGUAACAAGGUUGCUAUAAGGAGGUUUGAUGCGUUUGUCAAUGUCCUCAACCAAAUGAAGCCAUCCGUCCCCUGUCAAUCAAAUCUCGCAUCGACUCGCCCAUUGGCGAAUCCUCCAACCAAUCAGAAUCAAAAUAAUGAGAGCUGCAAUUUGAACGUAGAUGACAGUUUUGUUAGGAAUGAGUUACUUAUUCAGAGGAACAUGGUUUUUGGAAAUUAUGACGAGUCAUUGAUAGCACUGCCUGCUGUGAAGGAAGAUGUUACCCGACCGCCUCAACAACAAACACAAUUUUUGCAACAUCAGCAACUGAACUUUCCACAGCAACCUCAACUACGUCGACAACUGGACCAACUACAACCGCCACAACAAAGUUACGUGGUUCCUUCAAAACCUGGGACCAGCCAGCACCCUUCAACAGCUAGCAACGAGCAACAAACAUCCGCAGCACAAAAUUUUCAGCAACAACAACUGCAAUUACAUCAGCAACAGUUUAAUAACAAACCUCUUAACCAAACUUCAAAAAAGCAAAUUGCAGCGAAACGACAGCAGCAGCAGCAGCAGAACAACUCCCAAAGUUCAACCCCACCCCCCAGCAGACCAUCGACCUUCAGACAGACUCCACAGUUCGGAGAUUCAUCUCAACCAACGAAUGAUUCACCAAGAACGACAACGCAAAAACUUCCAUCUAAAAGUGCGAAAAAUCUUCAGCAAAGUAAACCAAAAACAACGGCAAAGUUACACUGCACUGAUAGAGCCCAGCAACAACUUCAGCAAGAGCAGGCAACACUUGAACAAUCGUCUUCAUCACCUGACAGUGGUGUCAACAUGCCCGAGUUCAACUACAAGUCGCAACCAGAUUUCCAACAGCAACAACAUUUUCAACAACAACAACUAUUUAUGCUUCAACAACAACAGCUUGUAUCUCUACAACAACAACAAAGUCACCCGCAAAAUUUUCCAACGUUCACAAAUCCACCCAAUCCUAGAGACUACAAGAAACAAGUGAGUAGUGAUUCAAACGCAUCAAAAGAAACGGAUCAAAUACAAAUAAUUCCCAACUACCUCCAACAGUUUCCAACUCAACAACAACAUUUCCUCUCGCCAUCUCAACAUCAGCAACAUGUUGCAGUUGCAUCCAACACAACAUUCGCACCGACGGCUGCAACUUUGCAGCAACAUCCACAGUUCUUAGCAACAAGUCCUCAGCAGUUGUUGGCAGCAGUGACUGAUCUGCAAGUCACAGCAGCACAACAACAAAUGAAUUUACUUGCAACAACACAACAACAACAAAAUUUGUUACUAGCAACACCGCAACAAAAUCAAUUACUAACAACACAACAGCAGCAACAACAACUAACCCCAGUUCAACAGCAACUGCCUCAGCAAACAACACCUCAACAAAUUGUAUUCACACAACAGCCACAGCAACUACAGCUAACACCACAACAGCAGCAACAACUACUACAACCACAAUUUCAGCUGCAACCUCAGCUUCUACAGCCACAGCAGCAGUUUAAGCCACAAGCCAACAUGUGGAUUCCACAGGAGAUUUUACUAUUGCUAGCUAGACAGGAUGCUGAAUUAAGGUCAUUGAAACUUGAACUGGAGGCCCUGAAACAAGAAAAAUCUCAAAUUAGUUCUGGAUUGAGCAACACCAACAACAACAUCAACAACAACAACAACACUAACAAUAGCAACAACAAAGAUUUACAAGCAAAUAACAUCAACUCUAAUGUUGGCAGGGGCAAUAACGGCAACGUGGAGAACAGUAGUAGCAACAACGUUAAUGUGAACAACAAAAAUAUCUUGUCUAGUGGUAGUAGUAAUAGCAACAAAAACACAAAACAACACAGAACUUCACUUCCUGACGAUCACCUCCAACAACAACAACAACUGCAUCAACAACAUCAACGAAUCCUAUCUUACGAAACAUCCAAGAGAGAUAGAGGAAGCCUUGAUUCGUUCAUUCAGUUUAACCAACAACAACAACAGCAUUUACAGCAACCAAAACCGCAACAAAAACCACAGAAAUUUUUCCAGCAGCAACAGCAACAACAUCCAAGGCAACAAAAAUCAACAAAACAACAAUUACAGAAACAACAACCUGCCCAGAAACAACAACAACCUGCCAACAACAACAAAAACAUUUUUACUGACUCCAAUAACAAUGAUAACGACGACGACGACGAUGAUGAUAAUGUUCAUGAUUAUAGUCUUCCGGAUUUGACAGUCACACAAUUUGAAGUGCAAAGAACUCUCGUAUCACCGGUGUUCCCAGAAAUGCCAGACUUUAGCGAAUGGUGCAACAAUUGCAACGAUACAGGUAUCAUGGAUACCUGCACUCAAUCAAAUUUACCUGCUGCUACUACUGCCGCUGCUACUACUGUGGCUAGACCUAAUAACAUCACGGAUGGCAAGGGAGACUGUGAAGAUGGAAACAUUGUUUACAAAGAUAUUAUUGAAAAAGUUCAGAAAAUGUUAGUCCAGAACAAGACAGCUAAAGAUGCAAACGUCCGUGUUGAUUCCAGGGCCUCGUCAUCAUCUUCCUCAUCAAAAUCACCUCAUCAAGAUCCUCCAAUCCAAUCAAAUCAAGGAAUGCUUCAGCGUCACCAACAACGUCAUCCGCAACGACAAAAUUUAAUGAAUCACCGUAACGAUGAUGAAGAUGAGGACGAUGAUGAUGGUAGUAGUAGUAGUGACGACGAUAAUGAAGAGGAUGAGGAUGAUGAGGAAAUUAGAAUAGAUAGAAAACUUGACUUUGAAGAGAUGACUAGGAGGCAGCUUAAGGAAAUUGGCAUUGAUGUGGAUCAGAUUGAUCUAGCCAAACAGACGUCAUCAACCCUGGACAUAUCCAUGUACCUUCCUUCCGUCAACCACAAGUCAAUCCUUCAAAUGGGAAGGAGUUACACGUACGAUGACAGCGAUGAUGAAGAGAUCAAGGGCCUCGGUGAUACUCCUCACCACCGUCAUCAUCAGCAGCAGCAGCAAAUCAGAAAUAGACAACCGCCGAAAUUUCUGUCAUCAUCUUCCACACCGUCCGAUGUAAGCUUGCAAAUGGAUUCGCUAGCUAUGAAGUAUCUUAAAGAUGAAGAGCUAGCCUGUCUGGCCAGAGUCAAUAAAUCUAGCAGGACAAAAAAUGUUCCUGACUGCAGCAAAGCGAUGAAGAAAGCAUUAAAGAUGGGAAACAGGGCUUCCGGUGCAAAGAAUCAUAACGUCAGGAAGAUGGAGAACGAGAAAAAGAAGCUGGAAGAGGCUGACACUACGCUUCCUAAUAAAAUGCUCGAUAUUGAAUCUUUAAAAGAACUGCCAAAACUUCUAUAGUUCAAUUAUUUAAUGCGUUAUGAUUUGGAGAAGCAUUAACUGCUUGGCUCUAUUUAUUUUCACCACCCGUUUGUUACUGUUGGGUAUUUAGAUUCUAGCCUUUCAUUAUUAAUUUGUAAUUAGGAAAUUUUCAAAUGUAGCAAGAGGUUUUGAUUUUUUAUUAAUUGUUUGUAGCAGUCAUCAACUGUUAAAAUGUUCGCAUUUCAACAUUAUUUCUUAUUGUUGAAUUACAACAU
Helobdella robusta is the source of this 4574-nucleotide messenger RNA. RefSeq lists its product as hypothetical. The record is from RefSeq and is a predicted model, not a curated record. The transcript is spliced from 17 exons. The coding region runs from base 1 to 4338 and encodes 1445 amino acids. Gene Ontology annotation, cellular component: centriole; centrosome. Gene Ontology annotation, biological process: centrosome duplication; smoothened signaling pathway; mitotic spindle organization. NCBI's taxonomy places the organism in Eukaryota, Metazoa, Annelida, Clitellata, Rhynchobdellida, Glossiphoniidae.